AACGCAGAUGUGUAGAAAACAUGUUUACCCAACAGAGAAUUUAUUCUGGUAAUCAAAUUGUUACAAUAUCAAGCACGCACAACUCUGCAUCAGCAAUACAUCGUGAAUCAACUUCUUCUACGAAAAAUAUUAAAUUUAAUAAUAUUCACAAAAAAUUCUUCCUUCGUCUCUCUUCUCCGAAGAAUCCGAGAUCUCCAGCUCACUGUGUAGCUCCAAUGGCGGCGAAUAAAUGUAGCCUUGCCGCCGCCGAUGCUCCGUCAAUUACUCACGUUGUUUUCGACAUGGACGGACUCUUACUCGAUACAGAGAAAUUGUACGGUGAAGUCCAGGAGAAUAUUCUAGCUAGGUACAAUAAAACAUUUGAGUGGUCUCUCAAGGCUAAAAUGAUGGGGAUGAAGGCAAUCGAAGCUGCUCGACUUUUUGUUGAAGAAACCGGACUCAAUGGUUUACUCUCACCCGAAGAAUUUCUUGUUGAAAGAGAAGAUAUGCUGCGGACUAUGUUCCCGGCAUGUGAACUCAUGCCAGGGGCCAGUCGUUUGAUUCAGCACCUCCAUGCGAAUGGAAUACCUAUUUGUGUCGCAACAAGCUCCCACACGAGGCAUUUUCAAUUGAAAACGCAAAAACACGGCGAACUUUUCUCACUCAUGCAUCAUAUUGUACGUGGCGAUGAUCCAGAAGUUAAACAAGGGAAGCCUUCGCCAGAUGUAUUCCUUGUAGCCGCCAAAAGAUUCGAGGGCGGACCAGUUGAUCCAAAAAAGAUACUCGUUUUCGAAGAUGCGCCAGCUGGCGUCCUAGCAGCUAAGAAUGCUGGCAUGUCAGCGAUCAUGGUUCCAGAUCCAAGGUUGGAUAGCUCAUAUCAUGAAACUGCCGAUCAGGUUAUAAGCUCCCUUUUGGACUUCAAUCCAAGUGAGUGGGGCCUACCUCCUUUCGAUAAACCAGCAAGUUAAUCAUCAUGCGUUGAUUGAUUUUUGUUGCGAUUACAAGUUCGUUAUUAUUAAAAUUAAAAUUAGAUAAUACUAUUGGAGGAAAGUUGUCUUGGAUAAGAAUUUUUGUUUGUGCCAAGACCCUUUUUUUUCCUCGAAAUUCCUUCGUUACUAUCUAUUUAUUCAUGGAUUUCGAACACAAAUGUUGGAUUUGAGUUUGACCAUUUGCUUUAUAUCAUUGACUUCAUGGUUUGGAUUUAUUAUUA
Molecule: messenger RNA, 1189 nt
Organism: Erythranthe guttata (spotted monkey flower)
Lineage: Eukaryota; Viridiplantae; Streptophyta; Magnoliopsida; Lamiales; Phrymaceae
Product: (DL)-glycerol-3-phosphatase 2
Biological process (GO): glycerol biosynthetic process
Molecular function (GO): sn-glycerol 3-phosphatase activity
Source: RefSeq, a predicted model, not a curated record